AUGACAGACGAUGAAAGUGACAUGACGAGUCAGCAAACUGACAUAGAAACCCGAGUAAAGGAAUACUACGCUGAACAUGAAAACUCUGUUCUGCCAGUGUGUUUGUCGCGUCAAAAACUUCAUAAGACGAUCCUUGGCCUGCGGAAGGGAUGCGCCCCAGGAAAGGACGGCAUAACCGCGGAACAGCUAGCGUUCGGCUGUUCCGCUCUUCUGGUUAAUCACCUAGCGGCACUAUAUACCGCAAUCCUAUCGAGGCAUAUUGUCCCGACGUGUUUCAGAACUGGGAUUAUUAUCCCGCUACUGAAAAAGCCAACGUUAAACCCGAACUCACCGAACAGCUAUCGGCCGAUAACUCUUGGAUCUACUUUUGCGAAGUUAGCUGAGUUGCUUGUGACACCUCGCGAUUUUGAUUGA
Molecule: messenger RNA, 414 nt
Organism: Lineus longissimus
Lineage: Eukaryota; Metazoa; Nemertea; Pilidiophora; Heteronemertea; Lineidae
Exons: 1
Coding region: 1-414 (137 amino acids)
Source: RefSeq, a predicted model, not a curated record